CUACGGUUAUGAAUGAAGGGUCGUAUCUUUUGACAUGGGAGGAAAAACUGUUUAACUGAAAAUAACUGCCAAAUCAAAAAAAUGUUCCCGGCACUAUAUAACUGCUAUCAUGGCACUGCAUUAGAAGCCGGUGACAUUGUACAAAACUUUGUCUACCCCUCGCUGCUGCAAUUCCAAAGCUUUAUGGAUAAUAAUCCCAAGGAUUCUUCAGCAAGUUCCCCUAAUCGUGACGGCCAAAGACGCAGCCCUCAGCAUGCAAAUUCUGGCGAAGAUGAAGCCGGCGGUCCACCACCCACCGAACACCAGAGGCCAGAACAACACGAGACGGGUGGUACUGCGCCCGAAUCUUCUACUGCGGUCUUGCAAACUGCCACUGAAAUACCUGCUGCUACCCAAGAGAGACAGAGUACUAUAAGAGUGCAGGUAGAGGUCGUUGGUGGCGAUGGUUCCGGACAACGGGGCCGUGGAGCGAAGAGAUCCCGCGCCGGAGAAGAGGGGGCAGGGCCUAGCGGGACCAAGGCCAAGAAGAAGCCACAGGAGUUUGAUGCACCGGCUGUUGCCUCACCCUGUAGUGUUUGUGGCAGACGGUUUGGGUCGUGGAAGGCGCUCUUCGGCCAUAUGCGGAGUCAUCCGGAUAGAGACUGGCGAGGGAUUCACCCGCCGCCAAGGUUCAACCGUGAAGGAACGCCUGAAGGGGCGGAUGAUGAUCAGGAACCUGACGACAAUGUGGUAAGGGAACAAGCGGAGAAUCUACUCUUGGGGGUGGCGCAUGAGGUUGCUGCACGGUUGGGAGCGGCACCAGAACCUGGCAAGGCAGCUGGUGAAGCGCCAGGGGUUGCAGGACGAGAUGUUUCUGGUUCUCCAGGAGCGAAAACGACAGAUGAGGGAGGAAAAACGGAGACAGAAACAGGGCAUAGAUGCACUAUUUGCUCACGAGUUUUUUCAUCUGGUCCAGCUCUUGGUGGGCACAUGCGCAGCCACUCCGACAGACAAGAUCAGGCUGCAUUGUCUUCAUCUACUCAACGGAGAAGGGGUUUGGGCAUUGACUUGAACUUGCCAAAUGAGCCAGACGCUGAACCACCAAGAAGCCCUUCCUCUCCUACGCCUCCUCCUCCUGAGAGAAAGGAAGGAGGGUUGGAUUUGAACAGGCCACCUCCGCCGAGUGAUGAGGAGUGAACCCACCUCGCACUGUCUCUGUCUCUGUCUCUCUCUCUCUCUCUUUUGUCUUUCCAAUAAAGAGGGGACCUAUCUUUCUCUCCACUGAAUAAGGUUGGCUGUUUGGGAUUAUUUUCUGUUAGAACAUCCAUCUCUUUCCGGAACCCGUAGACAUUUCCUGGGGUUGUUUGUUUGUUAUUAAAUAAAUUCAUUUUCCGAUUC
Messenger RNA from Vitis vinifera (wine grape), 1377 nucleotides. RefSeq names its product zinc finger protein ZAT2-like. The transcript has a single exon. The coding region runs from base 82 to 1176 and encodes 364 amino acids. The record is from RefSeq and is a predicted model, not a curated record. NCBI's taxonomy places the organism in Eukaryota, Viridiplantae, Streptophyta, Magnoliopsida, Vitales, Vitaceae.